ACCUGGUCAGGACACGUGUAACCAAGGGGUGCUUUCCGGUCGAAGAUACAUUGUGCUGACGGGAUCAUUUUUAAAACUUUCCUUCUGGGGACCAACUAGUGUUCUAGGGGCUGACUCUGGAUCAGCAUUCCAGUUUAUUGUCUACGCCAGACAUUUGGGUGUGGAGCAAGCCGGAAGUGGGUUGAAAAGGAAAGAGCUGAACCAAGCGGGCAGGGCAUAGUGAUUUAGAGACAGGGGAGAGAACGGACAGCAAAUCCCUUGUUAAGCCAAUUUUGAAUUCAUUCAUUCAUUUAUUCAUUUGAUUGAGCUUAAAUUAUAACCGCGUGCAAUUGAAAGAAUUCGUCCCAUUUUUCACAGCGGAAGCCAAUGAAUUAGGACUGUUAGCUUGCCACGUCUGUAGAAUAAAAAAAACAUUUUUGCGUCUUCCUGGUAAAUGUUAGCAGCAGAAACUAUUUAAAACAUCUAACCGGAUUAGGCUACUUUGAAAACACGAAUUUUGGACGAAAUUCGGUUAGACCAGUGUCAAUCUUAAAUGCGUUAUUGAGUGUCCCUGCUGUUUGGAGGAAGAACGCAUAUUCCCACGCCACUACAAUCAACGUUUGACCAUUUGGCAGGGCGUUGCUGCUUUUUUUCCUCCCGUUCUGAAGAACUCGUGCCGAAGUUAUAAAACUUUUUUAAGGAAGGGGAAACAAACUAACUAGGACUAACCCACUCUCACAAACAAAAUAAAAUGUCUGGAAACAACAGUAUCGACGCAGUUAAGCGAAAGAUCAAAGUUUUACAGCAACAGGCAGAUGAAGCCGAAGAGCGAGCUGAACUUCUUCAGAGACAGGUCGAGGUGGAGAAAACAUCAAGAGAACAGGCUGAGGCUGAAGUUGCUUCCCUGAACAGGCGUAUCCAGCUGGUUGAGGAGGAGUUGGACAGGGCCCAGGAGAGACUGGCGACCGCUCUGCAGAAACUGGAGGAGGCAGAAAAGGCUGCAGACGAAAGUGAGAGGGGCAUGAAGGUGAUUGAGAACAGGGCCCUGAAGGAUGAGGAGAAGAUGGAGCUACAGGAGAUCCAGCUGAAAGAGGCCAAGCACAUUGCUGAGGAGGCUGACCGCAAGUACGAGGAGGUGGCUCGUAAGCUGCUGAUCAUCGAGGGGGAUCACGAGCGCACGGAGGAGAGGGCAGAGCUUGCUGAGGCCAAAGCCAGGGCCCUGGAGGAGGAGCUGAGAGGUUUCGACCAAUCGCUGAAGUCCCUGCAGGCCUCUGAAGACCAGUACUCCCAGAAGGAGGACAAGUAUGAGGAAGAGAUCAAGAUCCUGACUGACAAGCUCAAAGAGGCUGAGACUCGUGCUGAGUUUGCUGAGAGGUCUGUGGCCAAGCUGGAAAAGACCAUCGAUGAUCUGGAAGAGAGACUGGCCAAUGCCAAGGAGGAGAAUCUCAAGAUCCAUGCCACCCUGGACCAGACCCUGCAGGACCUCAACAGCUUCUGAGAACCCCCCCCUCCCACUUCUCUCUUUCUGUCUCUCCUUUCUCCUCACUCUGUUGUUGGGGAUUUACCCUUGUGAUGCUGAAGCAUGCCAAAACCACUAUUUACUAUGACACCUUUAUUCUCAACAGCUUUGAUUGUUCUUGUUACAGAGCACAUCAAUGUGACACAUUGUGGAAGGGCUUGCCUUUAUCCAUUGGAAUGGUCUUUAAUAGGGACACUCUGUAAUAUUUAUGUGGUCUACAAUGCCAUCUUCUCCUUGCUUGAAUGUGGCUAGCAUGACUGCCUUUAAGGAUUCCUUGCCAAGUUAACGAGAACACGGUCAGUCAUCUCACCCAUAGAAUAUCACAUUUUGGUUUCUAUCCAUUCAAGAUCAACCAUAGAAAAUGGGGAAACGGUGCACAUGCUUUUUCUAGCCUUUUACUACAUAGGAUUAUUCACUUCUGACUUCAGUCCUGCCGUUGUAUUCCAUGGACUGGUUCUGUUUUCUUCUGUAUCACCUUCCUUUAAUGACUAAACCCUCAAAGUUCACAAAUCUGAAAGUGCUGAAGUGGUAAGCGAGAUUGAAGAAGCUCCACUUGGUCUAUCAGAGGGCUGGGCCAUCACUACGUUGCUUUGGCCUUUGCAAUCCUUUAUGAUUAGUAGACACCAAAAAAGAUUAGGGGAUAGGGUCCAUAAUGGAACUAGGCUUCUUUCCGUCCUUAUAUACAGUAUAUCCCUUUUAUCCCGCCCUUUGCCUACUUUACACCAAUAUAGUCUGGGACAAAAAACACAUUGGGUGGUCUGAAUUUGAUGAUGUCCAAGCGGUAUCAUGCAACCAAGUUAGUUGUUUUUGUGUUUUUCAUAUUCCUUGGGGAUAUGCAUAAUUUGUUUAUGAUAUUUUGCCUAAUGUAUGUGUUUUCUCCUACUGAAACCAUAGCCACAAUCAAAAAACAGUGCUGCACUUGUAUGACACUAAUUAUUCGGCCUCAACUCUCCAAUUCUGAACUUUUUUAAGCGAAUUGGUCUUUUGACCUAUUACAUCAUAUUUUCCAGAGGUUAUUGGUCAAAUUAUAUCAGAAUUGGGCUGCCUGUUAAUGCAGCCUUUAGUUUGAGAAGUUUAUAGUGAGGUUGUUGGGUUCACAAAUCAAUGGCUAUCACUUUGCCAGUACCAUGCCAAUUAUAGAAAAUGGGUGGGGGAUUUAAACCUAUACUUUAAGUAGGAUUUAAACUACAACACGUAAAAUAAUUCAACUCAAUGUUUUAACUGGAAAUUCACCAGAGAUGUAUAACCACUUUGUUUGUCUUGUUCCAUUGUAAUGAUAUUUUCUUUGUUGAAUAAAGACCAUGAUUUUUACUGCCAUACAAAA
Molecule: messenger RNA, 2822 nt
Organism: Oncorhynchus kisutch (coho salmon)
Lineage: Eukaryota; Metazoa; Chordata; Actinopteri; Salmoniformes; Salmonidae
Product: tropomyosin alpha-3 chain
Exons: 8
Coding region: 731-1477 (248 amino acids)
Source: RefSeq, a predicted model, not a curated record